CGAAACGGCUACCCGGAAGGGGGCGUAGAACUGACAUGAGAACUGACUGUGUGUUUUGGUCAGUAAAGAACAGUUUGCGUCUGAAGAGAUUUAUAAGUUAUGAAAUAUAUCGACUGCACAGAAAGCGUAACGUUUUUUGUAUAAUUUUUUGAUAACUAUAGUGCUCGAAAUGGAUGGAAUAGAAAUUGGACCAAAGUUGUCUGGCGCAGAGAUGCGUAAGCAAAAACUCAUGGAGUACUUGGCAUCCAAAGGAAGGCUGAAACCUCCAAAUCCAAAGCCUUAUCUUCGGGAUGGCUUGGAUCCUAAAAAAACAAGUACCAGAAGAACACAUCUGGAGAAGGAGAACCAGGUGCCAAAUUCCUCAACACUGAAGAAUGGCAUGCAGAAAGCACACUCGUAUAAUCCAAUAUCCAAGACUGUCCAGAAACCCAAGAUUCCACAGCAGCCUGUUGUUUCCAAAAGAGCUCCCCUGGCUUCUGGCCAAUGUUUCACAACUCAAACUCGCACUCUGGUUUCUGGCAGAGUUGUCCAGCAAGAGCUGUUGAAAACACAGCAGCGUCCAUCAUCUACCCAUGCUGGUAUAGUUCCUAACAGAGUGCAGUCUCGUCAAAAGAAUUCUGGCUCUGCAUGCCAAACCACAAAUGGCUCUAUGCAGGCUAACAAAGCUCCUUUUCAUCCCUGCAAAACACCUCUGGUCAGCAUACUCCUCAACCAUACGGAGUCAAAAACCUUACAGAGAAGAGUUGUGGCGCAGAAGAAAUCUCAGCAAACCCUCAAAACCGUGGGGAGAACAGAUAGUGUUGGAGCUAAUGGAGAAUCUGCACCAAAAAGCUGCACAAACUCCAGGCUGUCACAAGUAACUUCAAAAGACUUUAAAGGGGUAGAGCAAAGACUGACCUCUAACAACUCCACUAAGUGUAAUGCUAAAUCUAUUAAGCCCCUAGACAACAAAACACAGAAAAGGACCGUAAGCACUUCCAUCUUUUCACGUGGCUCCAAUGUUGUCAGCCAGGCUUCAAAGUUGAGGCCUUUGGGUCAAGGAUCUACUCUAGUAAAAGAUAUCUCACAAACAUCCACUUUGCAUUCAGGUGUCCUGAAGGACAACCAAAAACCCACAGCUCUGGGUAGAAAACCUCUUGCUUCAGUUGUCAGCAAGCCUGCAAAAACAGCUGUUUCCAGAACCAGCAACACUCCAGCUUCGUCAAAUGCACCCCAGACCAAGGCAAGGGCAGGCGGACCCCUAGCAGCCCUGCGACCGAGGACUGCCACUACAGCCAAGGCGUCCACCUUCAGUCUGCCUCCCCCUGAAUCUAGGCCACGCUGCAGACCUGCCACUGCACCUGCAGCCAUCACCAAGACUGUUCCACGUCUUGGGAAGAGCACCGGCCCGUUGCUUGUCCCGGACUACCUAAAGACCCCUGCAAUGCAAAGCAGGCCACGGACCGUCGGGCCUGGAACAGAGCUGAAGUCAACUCAGAAGAAGUCCACUGCAGCACAGGAGGAACGGCUGCGGAAACUUCAGGAGUGGCGUGAAGCCAAGGGCAUCUCUUACAAACGUCCUCCUAUGCCCAUCCGGAAGUCGAUGAGGAAGUCCGUUGCCCUGCCUCAGCACUACUGGGCGGCCAUGGAGGAGGAGGACGACCUCCACAGCCUGGUGUGUGCCGUGGACCGGUCACUCACUGACUGCCUGCAGCUGCUUGAGGAGGGCUGUCCUUCAGAACAAGUUGUGGAGGUGCUGUCUCGCGUGCCCAUGGCCCAAAAGUUCUGCAAGUACUGGAUAUGCCAGGUUAGGCUAAUGGAGAGAGAGGGCAACUACGAGGUUCUGCCGCUGUUUGAAGAAGCCGUCCGCCUCGUGAGAGAGCCAGUAGACGACCUACGGGCAGUGGUGUUUGACAUUCUGAAAAAGAAGGAGACGAAGGGAAAUUUGAUCAAAGGCACAAUGAUCAAGGAGGAGACUUUGGACGAGGAGGAGGAAGUGGCGGCAAUUACCGAGCAACAAAACAACAUCCUGUCCACUCCCAAGGCUGUGGGCGCUUUGAUCCGCGGUGUGAAAGGAGACUCGUCUGUGGUGAAAUACAAAAUUACAGCCACUCCAGGCAGGCAAAGAAGUCAGCAUCAGGAACCCUUGCAUGUGGAUGGGCAGGAAGUCCGCUUCCUCACUCCCGUGCGCCGCUCAGUGCGCAUCGAGAGGUCGGCCCCCCGCUACCCAUCAGCACUGCAGGAACAGGACCCCUGCGUCGCCUCCUUCCGUGACCUGCAGUCUUCCUCGGUGGCAGUAGCGGCCUCCUCGUCCCCCACCGAGAAGUCCCCGCUCUACAUCUACCGAGAGAACAAAGCCCUAAAAGACCAGGUUCAGGUCCAGCUUUUCCAAGAGGAAAGUUAAUUGGGCUCCAGGGGGAAUAUGAGGAGAUGGACUUAGAAACUAGGCAUGAACACUCCUGUCAUAUUCAAGGAGAGUAACGUUGAUAUACCUGAAUAUUUUUCACCAGACACAUUCAAAUAUAUUUGAUAUGAUCUUAAUUGGAAAUUAAGUGUGUGUGUGUUGAAGGGGGGCAGGGUAAAAUAUUCUUGACAAGACAUGAAAUGUUAGACGUGUGUCUGUUACAUAUGUGUAUUACAUAGAAGUGUGUAGCGUGUCUACGGUUGAAUUUUUGAACUUUAUUUUUGUUACAUAAUAAAUUAUUU
Molecule: messenger RNA, 2685 nt
Organism: Alosa alosa (allis shad)
Lineage: Eukaryota; Metazoa; Chordata; Actinopteri; Clupeiformes; Clupeidae
Gene: ckap2l
Product: cytoskeleton associated protein 2-like
Exons: 9
Coding region: 170-2383 (737 amino acids)
Cellular component (GO): centrosome; cytosol; mitotic spindle
Source: RefSeq, a predicted model, not a curated record